This is a messenger RNA of Solanum dulcamara, 1833 nucleotides long. Its product is annotated as UDP-glycosyltransferase 73C4-like. The transcript has a single exon. The record is from RefSeq and is a predicted model, not a curated record. Gene Ontology annotation, molecular function: UDP-glycosyltransferase activity. Lineage: Eukaryota; Viridiplantae; Streptophyta; Magnoliopsida; Solanales; Solanaceae. Bases 150 to 1625 code for a protein of 491 amino acids.
UAAGCUGGUUUGUGGCAAUAGUUAGAAGCUGAAUAUGAUUAUGUCUGCUCUUACAUCAUCACUUUACAAUGUAUAAAUUAAGCAAUGUUGAAACCAUAGUGUAACAACCUGAAAUAUAACAAAAUUAUUCUCUGAUUUUUCGACUAACAAUGGAUGUUCCCACAGUGCAGCCACAUUUUGUGUUGUUUCCUUUCAUGGCACAAGGUCAUACAAUCCCUAUGAUUGACAUUGCACGUCUAUUAGCACAGCGCGGAGUAAUAAUCACAAUCCUUACUACACAAUUGAAUGCCAAUAGAUUCAAGAAAGUGGUUGAUCGUGCAAUAGAGACAGGACUAAAGAUUCAGGUGGUUCACCUCUACUUUCCAAGCUUAGAGGCUGGACUACCUGAAGGGUGUGAAAAUUUCGACAUGCUUCCAUCCAUGGAUUUCGGGGUGAAAUUCUUCGAUGCUACGAAAAGACUUCAACCCCAAGUGGAAGAAAUGUUGCAACAACUGAAACCUUCACCAAAUUGCCUGAUAUCUGACAUGUGUUUGCCAUGGACAACUAAUGUCGCACACAAAUUUAACAUCCCUAGAAUAGUUUUCCAUGGGAUGUGUUGCUUCUCUUUAUUGUGCUUACACAAUUUGAGAAAUUGGGAGGAAUUAAAAAAGAUUGAGUCAGAUACAGAGUACUUUCAAGUGCCUGGAUUAUUUGACAAGAUUGAACUAAGCAAAACUCAGCUUGGGAAUGCUAUGAAGCCAAGAAAUGAAGAUUGGAAAGAAAUUUCUGAUCAAAUAAAGAAAGCAGAAGAAGAAGCUUAUGGGAUAGUGGUGAAUAGCUUUGAAGAUUUGGAACAAGAAUAUGUCAAGGGAUUGAUGAAUGCCAAAGGCAAAAAAAUUUGGACCAUUGGCCCUGUUUCACUCUGCAACAAAGAGAAACAGGACAAAGCUGAAAGAGGGGACAAGGCUGCAAUUGAUGAACACCAGUGCCUUAACUGGCUUGAUUCUUGGGAACAACACUCUGUGCUCUUUGUCUGUCUCGGGAGCCUAUCGCGCCUUUCCACGUCUCAGAUGGUUGAGCUGGCACUCGGGAUAGAAUCGUCGAGACGACCCUUCAUUUGGGUUGUUCGACACAUGUCAGAUGAGUUCAAAAAAUGGCUAGUGGAAGAAAAUUUUGAGGAAAGAGUUAAAGGACAAGGACUUUUAAUCCAUGGUUGGGCACCACAAGUACUAAUCUUAUCUCACCCUUCAAUUGGUGCAUUUUUAACGCACUGUGGAUGGAAUUCGAGCCUGGAAGGUAUAUCUGCUGGCGUGGUGAUGAUCACUUGGCCAAUGUUUGCUGAGCAGUUCUGCAAUGAGAAGCUAAUAGUGAAUGUACUCAAGACAGGAGUGAGGUCUGGAAUAGAGAAGCAAGUGAUGUUUGGGGAGGAAGAAAAAUUGGGAUCACAAGUGAGCAAAGAUGAUAUUAAGAUGGUCAUUGAAGAAGUAAUGGGUAAAGAAAUGGAAGCUGAAAUGAGAAGAAAAAGAGCUAAACAAUUAGGAGAAAAGGCAAGCAGGGCUGUGGAGGAAGAGGGUUCCUCUCACCUCAACUUGACACAAUUGAUUCAAGAUGUCACAGAUCAAGCAAUUUUUUUAAAAUGUAUGUAGGAUUACAAAGGUUGAUUUAGGAUAUUGUGCAACUACUGGUCGUUAGGGUGUAUUAGGAGAAAUAGUUCAAGUAUUAUGUAUGGUAUUAUCUAGUACUAUGUUUGGUAGGAAUUUUUAACCUAUGCAUAACUAAUACCUUUGCUUUUGAGGUAUUAGUAAUACAUAGGAUUUAAUACCAUGAAAUUAAUAUAUAUAAAAACAAAAAUAU